Molecule: messenger RNA, 837 nt
Organism: Chondrus crispus (carragheen)
Lineage: Eukaryota; Rhodophyta; Florideophyceae; Gigartinales; Gigartinaceae
Exons: 3
Coding region: 1-837 (278 amino acids)
Cellular component (GO): cytoplasm
Molecular function (GO): ATP hydrolysis activity; GTP binding
Source: RefSeq, a predicted model, not a curated record
AUGAAGCUCAACAGUGCCAUUGUCGGUCUGCCAAACGUCGGCAAGAGCACCCUGUUCAACGCGCUCGUGGAAAACGCUACGGCCCAAGCGGCGAACUUUCCCUUCUGCACAAUUGAGCCCAAUGUCGGGAUCGCCGUCGUGCCGGAUACCCUCGCCGGCGCCGCCGACGGCGAAGGCCUUGGGAACAAGUUUCUUGCCAACAUCCGCGAGUGCGACGCCAUCGUUCACGUCGUGCGCUGCUUUGAGGAUGACGAUGUCAUUCAUGUGUCGGGUUCUGUUGACCCAUUACGCGAUAUUGAGGUGAUUAACCUAGAGCUCACGCUCGCAGAUAUGGCCCAGGUCGAGAAGCGAGUAACUCGCGCCAAGGUGAAGCGAAGCGGAAAGAGCGACGUCGAUCCCAACGAAAUCACCGCCCUGGAGAAGCUGCUACCCGCCCUCAACGACGGCCGCAGCGCCCGCUCGGUCGACUUGUCGGAAGAUGAAGUGGCCGCGGUAAAGCAUCUCGGCUUGCUAACGUUGAAACCGGUCAUCUAUGCUGCCAAUGUUGCGGAUUCCGAUUUAGCCGACGGGAAUUCCUUUGUUGAGCAGGUGCAGAAACAUGCCGAGGAUAGUCGAGCAAAGGUCGUUAUCGUUUCCGCCCAAGUCGAGUCGGAGCUCGUGUCACUCGACGCCGGGGAGCGGAUCGAGUUUCUUGAAUCACUGGGCGUGACAGAAGAGGGCACUGGCUUGCGGGCGUUACGGAGACUAUUAGUUACGAUGUUUUGCGUGAACUGGGCAGUGAAAAGGUUGCCAAGGAGAAAGGGCUUCUCCGAUCCGAAGGGAAGGAAUAUGUUGUGA